UUUCGAUCGACGUCGGGAGCGGCUCCCCGGUCGUCGGACGGCGGCCGACAGUCUUGCGUUUUUACCUCGGAAUCGAAACGCGACAGAACAGAGCCGACCGGAGUUAUCACAUCCGCUUCGGAAUCCCAACGCCGACGCUCGUUUUCCGCCAAUUCUGCUCGACGCGAAUGGCUCUCCGUGCGAGCCACGCGCUCCGCCGUCCGUUCCCGUCGCCGCUCGUUCCGAGCAAGCCCGCCGUCCGGACCGGCGCGUUCUCGGUCCGCUGUUCUAGUUUCGGCUCCCCCCACGAGGCUCGCAAGUUGGUUUUGGAAGUGAAGCAGAAGCUUGAAAGAGACUACAGUAGCCUUCCCGUGGGUAAGAAUGGAAGAGAUGAUGAAGACAUGAUUUACUGGUUCUUGAAGGACAGGAAGUUUGUUGUCGAAGAUGCGGUCACGAAGCUGACUAAAGCCAUUAAAUGGCGUCAAGAGUUCAAAGUGUCCGAGUUGACUGAAGAAUCUGUGAAAAGCAUAGCGGAAACUGGAAAGGCAUAUGUGCAUGACUUUCUUGAUGUCAAUGACCACCCUGUGCUUGUAGUGGUGGUGUCAAAGCACUUUCCUGCCGCUCAGGAACCUAUUGAAAAUGAGAAACUGUGCACGUUUUUGAUUGAAAAGGCACUGAGCAAGCUUCCAGAUGGAAAAGAAGAGAUUCUUGGGAUAUUUGACCUUCGAGGAUUUGGUACUGAGAAUGCAGAUCUUAAGUUCUUGGCUUUUGUGUUUGAUGUGUUUUACUAUUACUAUCCCAAGCGAUUAGGACAGGUCCUCUUUGUGGAAGCCCCAUUUGUCUUCCAGCCAAUAUGGCAACUAGCAAAGCCUAUACUGAAAUCAUAUGCUUCUCUGGUGAGAUUUUGCUCUGUGGAGACAGUCAGGAGUGAAUAUUUCACAGUAGAAACACUGCCAGCUAACUUCAGGGAGUGAGGCAUCAUCGAUCAUCUAAUGUGUAUCUCCCUCAGCUCUCUGGCUGGCAGUUGUAGACGGACAAUCUCUUUCUUUCAUGCCUGAUAAGCCCAUCGAAGAUUAUUGAGUUCCUGACUUCUACACUGACUCUUGUUUCCUGCGGCAUGCACGUGGGCGACCAAGCAAUUGAGAUCCUGAAGAGAAGCGCAUAAAGAAUGUGACUGGACCUCUCAAAUUUUUUUUGCUCUAUCUGGUUUCCUAUUUAGCAUCUCUGAGCUGAGAAAUUACUACCCAAGAAAGCUUCUGAAGCGGGGGGCCAUGGACUGUAUCGACUCAAAAGGGUUCGUAUCUGGAUAAUGCUGAGUCAUGGCGAUGUAAAUCGUUGCUUCUUGUAUGUAAUGAAAGAUGUUGCUUUAUCCUCUCGUGAAGGAGAUUUCACCUUUGGAAGAUGCCGCCAUGCUUCCAUGUAAUCUGUGCCGUGUCGGAUCAUAAAAAGCGAUUUUUCAGCA
Molecule: messenger RNA, 1441 nt
Organism: Eucalyptus grandis
Lineage: Eukaryota; Viridiplantae; Streptophyta; Magnoliopsida; Myrtales; Myrtaceae
Product: phosphatidylinositol transfer protein CSR1
Exons: 7
Coding region: 168-953 (261 amino acids)
Source: RefSeq, a predicted model, not a curated record